Molecule: messenger RNA, 741 nt
Organism: Fraxinus pennsylvanica
Lineage: Eukaryota; Viridiplantae; Streptophyta; Magnoliopsida; Lamiales; Oleaceae
Source: the annotation of a GenBank genome assembly
AUGGCCGAAAUUGCGGUGGUUCCGUCGUGUCGGGUGGUGCUGGGCGGCGGCUCGCAUUUUAAUGGGAGGCUGACUAACCUAAGUCCAAAAUUGCAAUGCCGGAUGCUGAGACCACGGCCGAUGCUAGUAAAAACCCAAAUGACGAAUGCUUCUACUUACACUUCCAGAAUUUCUACUGAUAUUCCUCUUUAUGAAAUCGCUGGGGCUUCAUUUGAUCAGUAUUUAGAUGAUAAGCCAAGGGUAUUUAGAGCCAUUUUUCCUGAUAAACGAAGGAGCCAACAACUUAAUGAGGAAGAGUGGAGAAUACAUAUGCUACCUAUAAAAUUUCUAUUCCUCACUGUAUAUCCUGUAAUUGACAUGAGGUUGAAAUGUAAAUCAAAUGGGACAGGAUACCCACCUGAGGUACCCUGCCAUAUCUCAAAGCUUCUUGAGCUUGACAUUAUUAGAUGGGAACUUCAGGGGCUAGACGAAAUGCUUGAGCCGUCUCAGUUUUCCCUUGGUGUAAAAGGGGCCCUAUAUCCUGAUAGAAGUGGACUGCGUAGUAGGCUCAAAGGUCAACUACAGAUGAGCAUAAGCUUUGUUCUACCCCCUAUGCUUGCUUUGGUCCCUGAAAAUGUUCGACGGGAUGUCUCAGAAUCAGUCCUAAGGGGAUUGGUGGAGAACAUGAAGAAUAAAGUGAAUUGCAGCUUGAUUUCCGACUAUAGCGAAUUCAAGAGGGAAAGACCAAAGACUUUAACAUAA